This is a messenger RNA of Fusarium odoratissimum NRRL 54006, 447 nucleotides long. RefSeq lists its product as uncharacterized. Bases 1 to 447 code for a protein of 148 amino acids. NCBI's taxonomy places the organism in Eukaryota, Fungi, Ascomycota, Sordariomycetes, Hypocreales, Nectriaceae. The transcript has a single exon. The record is from RefSeq and is a predicted model, not a curated record.
AUGGUCACACACAUCUUGGAACGUGGCAGAGGCUUCGUCGUCGGAGAGGGUAGAAACAUCUGGCACUACGUACACAUUCGCGAUCUCUCUAAGCUUUUCGUGCUGCUCACAGACGCCGCGGCGGCAGGAGGGGAGGGAGCUUCCUGGGAUAGCGAAGGUUAUUACUUUGCAGAAAACGGCAAUGCCACCUGGGGGGAUAUCUCCGAAGCAAUCACCGAGGUGGCGUUUAGAAAUGGCUACAUCACGACCAAAGAUCUCGACGUGCUGGAUUGGGACGCGACGGCCGCUCUGGAUCCCAAGGGCCCCUACCGGCGGGGGUCUAACUCUAGGGGCUAUGCGCUUCGAGCAACCAAGCUGCUCGGGUGGCAGCCUGAACAACCGGGGUUGUUAGACAAUAUUGAGGACAUUGUCACCCUCCAACAAGCUUGGCGUGCGUCCAAGAAGUAG